Messenger RNA from Lineus longissimus, 2983 nucleotides. RefSeq lists its product as uncharacterized. Gene Ontology annotation, cellular component: nucleolus. Bases 126 to 2666 code for a protein of 846 amino acids. The transcript has 14 exons. Gene Ontology annotation, biological process: rRNA base methylation; maturation of LSU-rRNA. The record is from RefSeq and is a predicted model, not a curated record. Lineage: Eukaryota; Metazoa; Nemertea; Pilidiophora; Heteronemertea; Lineidae. Gene Ontology annotation, molecular function: rRNA (cytosine-C5-)-methyltransferase activity; RNA binding.
UUGAAAGUUGCACGUGGGUCGUUUCACGAUUUUCUCCCAAAAAUUCUUGAUUUUCCCUUAUUUUCGAAACAUUAUAAAUAUCUUACUGUUACUAAUCGUUGGUUUUAACAGCCAAGCAAUAAGCUAUGGGCAGAAUCCGUGAUUUCGCAGAUAGACCAAAGCGUGGACCUGGUCGAAAGGCGAAAAUGCAGAAGCCACCGGAGUUUGAACUCCCGAAACACCUUCGCCACCUCGUGAAGAAUGAUGAACCAAAAGUCAACCAACCUCUUGGGAGGAGAGCAAAGAAAAGGUUGGCCAAGAAACUUGCAAAAACUGGGGACAAAAAAGCUUCUGUACAAGAGGAAGACACAGGCUCAAGUGGCUUUUCAGAAGCAGACUCAUCAGACAAUGAUGUGGACUUCCUGGCCCAAGAAGCAGCAGAAGGUUCGAGCCCUGAGGAAAGUGGUGAGGAGGAGGAGGAGGUUUCUGAUGAUGAGGGUGAGGCUGAUAGUGAUGAUGAGGCUGAAGCAGAUAGUGAUGAAGUUGAAUCUGAUGAUGAUGAUGAGGAGGAGGAAAGUGAUGAUGACGAUGAGGAGGAAAGUGAUGAUGAUGAUGCCAAGGGUUACACUGAUGAGAACCAGGCGUGGUUGAAGCCAAGUAAGAAGUCCAAGUUGAUGGAUUCAAGUGACGAGGAAGACAUGGACGAUGACUUUGACGUUGACAGUGAUGAAGAUGAGGAUGAUAGUGAUGCUGGGGAUAGCGAUGAUAGUGAUGAUGAUGACGGGGAACCAGAGGAGAAUGAGGAUGGGGAAGAGCUCUUGCCUAUCGAGAAGAAAUCAAAAAAGUUGAUUAAGAAACAGAAGAAGGAGAUGAAAAUGGCGGAGGCUGAGAUGCAGACCAAUAUUGCAUCAUCUGAAAAAUUUGUGCUUCCAAGUGGUCAGGAGGUUGAAAAAGAAGUGAUGGCAGCACCUGAUCUUGCACUCGUUCAACAAAGAAUCAAGGACAUCUCGCAGGUUCUUGGCGACUUCAAGACUCGGCGCGAGGAAGGCCGCUCGAGAAAGGACUACCUGACCCAGUUUAGGAAGGACCUGUGCAUGUAUUACAGUUACAAUGACUUUUUGAUGGAGAAACUGAUGGAGUUGUUCCCACAAGAGAUCAUUGAGUUCCUUGAAGCGAACGAAGUUGACCGACCAGUCACUCUCCGCACGAACACACUUAAGACUCGUCGACGAGACUUGGCCCAGGCGUUGAUCAACAGAGGUGUCAACCUUGAUCCCAUCGGCAAAUGGUCCAAAGUUGGUCUCCUUGUGUACGAUUCUCAGGUGCCCCUCGGUGCCACCCCAGAGUACUUAGCUGGCCACUAUCUCCUGCAGGGGGCGUCGAGUUUUCUACCAGUCAUGGCGCUUGCCCCCCAGGAACACGAGAAGAUUCUUGAUAUGGCUGCUGCUCCCGGUGGAAAGACAACCUAUAUUGCUGCCCUUAUGAAGAACACUGGUGUUCUGUUUGCUAACGAUGCCAACGAGGCACGCGCGAAAGCCAUUGUCGGAAACACUCACAGGAUGGGAAUAACAAACACAGUCAUAUGUCACUAUGAUGGCAGACAAUUUCCUAAGAUUAUGAAUAAUUUCGACCGUGCUCUGCUGGAUGCUCCUUGUAGUGGCACAGGUGUCAUAUCCAAAGAUGCCGGAGUCAAAUCAAACAAGGAUGCUAAAGAUAUCCAGCGGUGCUCUCAUAUCCAGAAGGAGUUGCUCCUAGCUGCAAUUGAUUGCUGUGAUGCCAAGUCCAAGACAGGAGGUUACAUUGUUUACUCAACUUGUUCAAUAUUGAUUGAGGAAAACGAAUGGGUCAUCGAUUAUGCCUUAAAGAAGAGAAACGUCAAACUGGUGCCAACUGGUCUUGAUUUUGGAAGAGAGGGAUUUAACCGGUUCAAGGAGCAUAAAUUCCACCCCAGUAUGAAGCAUACGAGACGGUUUUAUCCACACACACACAACAUGGACGGAUUCUUUGUUGCAAAGUUGAAGAAGUUCUCCAAUAAAAUCCCGGGAAAAGGAACAGAUAAAGCAGAGGAGCAAGAAACCGACCUGACGACAGAAAGUGAAGCGGUGGAGAAUGGUCACACUGAAUCCCCAGAGGGUAAACCAGCCAAAAAAGGGAAGAAAGCAAAGCAGAAAGGGAAGAAACCAGCAACAGACGGAGGUGGAAAGUCUCCCAAGAAAGGGAAGAAAAUGAAAUCUGGUGUCAACAAACCAUCGCCUAAAAAAAGUGAUACAGUAAUGGAGAACGUUGGUGUUGCUAAAAAAACUGAAAAGAAACAGAAAAAGAACGUGAAAUCAGUAGUGUCUGUGGCCGUUGAAACGAAAGACGCUGUUGUGAAAUCUAGUGUUACGCCAAAAUCAAACGUGAAAGAUCGGACUCCUGUUUUGAAAGACCGGACUCCUGUUAUGCAACAGGCAGCAACUCCUAGUAGCUCGAAGAAGGAAAACAAAAGGGAUAAAUCUCUAAUGGAAAAAUUGGAUUCUACUCCUGUGAAAAAAACUGCACCAGCUCCAGAAGUUAGUGUGAAAAGUGUUGAAAAGGGCUCAGAAUUUAGCAAAAAGAAACUUCUGAAACAGAAGCGGAAAAGUGAGGGGGGAGCGAUAUUGGGUGGAGGCAAAAAGGCUAAGAGGGAAGGGUUUAGGACACCUUGAUGUGGUGGUUGAGUAAGUUAGAAUCUUGACCACAAAGUCUAGUUUGGAGCCUUGUGUUCAGGGGGGCAGGAUACAUUGAGGUAUGGAAUGUGUCUCACAUUUGCUGAAAACUUUUGUGUCUGAUAUCAGUUUGUCCUGGUAAAGUCUUGUCAAUGCAAGGAGUGCCUUAGAUCAUGUGAGACGGACCAUCUGGUGCAGAAGUGGAAUGACUGCCAUUCUUAUGAAAAACCCAACUCCCGAGUUAGAUUAUUACAAAUCAAUUUGUUAUAUAAGCUGUUUCAUAAAAUAUAAGUGUCUACUUUUAUGAAAUAAAAUCU